ACCGCUCGAGCGUGGUGCCGACAUCGGUGUUCAUUACGGUGGCGUCUUACGGACACGAAGAGAGCGGACGUGAAAACCUACAGACUGCUGGGAGACCACCAGGAAGCGGAAUUCAAGGUUCAAUACAUGUCGACGGCAGAAGUGUGCUAUCCUACGUGCUUUAACCGGCACUUCGUUGCUGAUUUUGCAAGUGUUUCCAUGUACUGAUUAACUUGAGCUGCCAUAGCUCAAAGUUGCAUCAUAGGGUCAUACUUUUCCUCAUCUUUCUUCCAUAAAUGACACGAAUCUGGAGACAAGUGACAAGUCAAGUAUGGGAUUAUUACUGUGAUGUGGAUUGUAAUACCAUUUGAAGAAAAUAUUAGUUUACUUGAGAAUAAUGUGAGAGGAUUCGCGUCCUGGGUUCUCACGUUUCUGGAUAUUUUAAAAAUUAUUGGCAACAGUUGAAAGACGUUAUUUUUUCUCUCUCAGGUGUCUCGCCUGCGUGCCUUGUGGGACCAAAAAUGGGAUUCAUGCCAGUUUAGUGCUCUGACCCCAUUUGAAAGUUCUAUCCAUGUCUACCCUGUUUUCAGAGAUCGUUUCCAAUGCUUUCGAAAAAGUUCGCCUAUCGACUGAUAGGAUUUUAAACAGACUUUCACGUUUUGUAUUUUCAAUCAUGAACUUUGCUGUUCGCUUGCUGCAGUUAUUUUGUGUGACGCUUCUGUAUUUUUCAGCUGUCAAGAGUGCCUACAUCCCGAGAGAGAAUGGUGGAGCUACACAUGACGUGGUGUCCUUCACGGAGGUGUACAACAAAUCAAUAUGCCGGCCACGGGAGCUGCUUGUGGAUGUGCAGAAGGAGUACCCCGAGGACAUCGAGCACAUCUUCAUUCCAUCCUGCGUGGUGCUGAUGCGCUGCGCUGGAUGCUGCAAUGACGAGAUGCUGGAGUGCACGCCCAUUGCCACACACAACGUCACCCUGGAGGUACAAAAAUUAAAACCUCGCCAGAUCAGAGGCAUCAUCCAAAUGAGUUUCACAGUGCACACUGAAUGCCAAUGCAGGCUAAAGAAAGACAUUCAGGAGAAGACAGAAAAAAAAACCCGGAAGGGCAAGGGGAAAGGUCAAAAGAAAAUGCGAAAGAAAAACCGCAACAAAAAGCGGGACUUUCUCCCUUUCUCUCUCUCUCUCUCUGGAUACAGUGGUAACUGUAAGCCCUGCUGCAGUGCCUGUUCUGAGAGGAGGAAAAGGUUGUUUGUACAAGACCCAGAGACGUGCAAGUGCUCCUGCAAACACUCUGAAGCUGACUGCAGGCUAAAGCAGCUCGAACUAAAUGAAAGGACAUGCAGAUGUGACAGACCAAGAAGAUGAACAGUGAUCAGUAUGUAUAUGGCUUCUCGGAUGAAGGAAUAUUGAGUAAUAAUUCAUAGCACAGCACUUUGAAACUUCAACUUUGACCUGUCAGCCCUGGACUGUAGAAGCAUUCCGCUGAUCUGAGGAAAUGGCUGAGGAAAUGGAGUGUGUGUGUGUGAGGGUAAAUGAAAUCUCCCCCCUGUAUAUUUUGAGAGUAAAUGUGUAUAUUAUGCAUUAAGAUUUAACAAUAAAAAAUGUACAAUACAAAUAGAAUUGCUGCUAAAGAAACAACACAAGAGGACUGGCUGUGUCAAGUGACUGAUUGCAACACUGCAUACACUAGUUUGGGCAUACAUGUCAAAAAACUCAAUGAUGCAGCGUAUCACUGGAUUUUGGAGUUUUUCUUUGCUUGAUGCAUGGACAUAAACAAUACCAAACAUACCGAACCGAACAGACCGACAGACGUCAGCAUCACGUCAAAGAGCCAUGGAGUUCGUAGUGAACAGCUUUUUCAAAGCUAGCGAUUUUGUUUGUUUGUUUUGACAGCUGGUUCAACCAGGUUUGCGAUGUCUGGAGAAACUCAGCUUUUGGAUGGGCGCCAUGGGAUAUGAGCGCUCCUCCCACAUCCACUGCCUGGGUUCAUCUGCUUUCAUAAAGGGAUAUAAGUUUUUCGAUACAGAAACCACUUUGAUUCGAUUCUGUGACUCGACUCCAUUCUCUACUGAAAGACAGAUGACUACUUGAGAUUUAUGUAAUCCUAUUUGUGUAAAAUUGUGUGCAUUUUUUUCUGUCAUUCAGCUUUUCAGUGAAUCACAUGGAGCAUUCAAAUACGAGGUCAUUUGAAUGUUCAUUGUUAAUAUCCCUUUUUUCCACAUUACAUGAUGAGAGUCCAUAAUUUAUGAUAUUUAGUAUAUUUUCGAUAUCUUUAGGCUCUGUAUUUAAUUGGAUCUAUUUAUGUGUUAUAGUCUGAUUUCUUAAAACAUUUUUUGUCUGCAAUAUCACCAUAGAUACAAGAGAUAACAUUCCCUGAUCAUUUGUUUUUCAGUUUGCCUUUAAAGUUUUUUUUCUCUGUAUAUGUAUGUAUGUAUUGUGUGAUUUCUAACAGGCUUUGUGCAUGUGUGUAUGAGAAUGAGAGACAGAGCGAGAAAGAGAGAAAGUGUAUGUGGAUAGCCAAAAAGAAUCAUAGGCCACCAAACCCCUACUACCUUUGUAUUUUUCUGUUCCAUAAUGAGACUGCCUGAUUUUAGUUUAUUUACAUUUAUUUAUUUACUCCCUGUAAAUAUGUUCAUUAACAUUUUUUGUGUCUGUUUAAUGUAGUUUUAAAGCAUAUUUAUUUUCAAAUUAUAUUGCCUUUUCUAUAAAAUGCUAUUUGAAAACCA
Electrophorus electricus (electric eel) is the source of this 2703-nucleotide messenger RNA. RefSeq names its product vascular endothelial growth factor Ab (gene vegfab). The record is from RefSeq and is a predicted model, not a curated record. Gene Ontology annotation, cellular component: membrane. Gene Ontology annotation, biological process: vascular endothelial growth factor receptor signaling pathway; positive regulation of protein phosphorylation; positive regulation of angiogenesis. Gene Ontology annotation, molecular function: chemoattractant activity; vascular endothelial growth factor receptor binding; growth factor activity. NCBI's taxonomy places the organism in Eukaryota, Metazoa, Chordata, Actinopteri, Gymnotiformes, Gymnotidae.